AUGGUUCGACACUACUUGUAUCGAUAUUUGAGCCUUCCUCAUUCCAUGAUGACCAAUGACUCUUCGGAUCAUCAUCAUGAUGACCAGUGUAGUCAUUCCGAAUUAUUAUCUCAACAAUUACAACAUUUAAAGAUAUUUCCAUCACUCGAAUCGUCGUCGUCGUCAUCAUCAUCAUCAUUUCCACCAUUCGAACCAUCAUUGACACAACCAACAUUCUCAGACCACCACCACCCCCAUCUCCUCCACCACAUCCACAUUUCAACACUCAUUCAAACAAGUUCCAACAAGUAUCUAUUAAUCAAUGUUGGAGAAGGUACUCAACACAUUUUAUUGAAACACAAAUUACCACCCAAUCGAAUUGAAGUCAUUAUCAUUACACAAAUGAAAAAUACUCAUGUGAAUGGAUUGUGUGGAUUAUUAUCUUAUAUUUUAAUGAAAAAGACUAAAUCUGAUGAUCAACAUCGAAGUAUUCCAUUUCUCACUGUGAUUGGACCCACUGGUUUAAUUCAUUAUAUUAAAACCAUGUUUAGAAUUACUCAAACCUUUUAUGAAAAGAUUCCAAUGAUAUUUAUUGAAAUUGAUCAACAUGGAAAUAGACAAUUCUUUGAAACGAGUCAACUCAAAGAUAAAACUCUCUUUAUUGAACCUCAUUUACAACAUAAGGAAAACAAAUUAAUUGAGAAUUCUAUUUUGAAAUAUCCAAUUAAUAACAAGAUUCAUUUAUAUUUAUUUGUAAAUCCAACAACAAUGGUAUGGAAUAAUAAUAGAGCACAGUCAUCUGAAAAGACAGUAUUGAAUAUAUGCAUACGGGAAGUGAAUUCAAGUGGAUUUGAUAAACAAAAACUAGCUCACUAUGGAAUUUCUAAUAUUAAAAUUAAGGAUUUGAAUGAAAAUGGGUCGGUAGAAUUGGAAGAUGGAAGAGUUAUUACUAUGGACAUGGUUGCAACCCAUGGAAUGGUAACCAAACAAUUGGUGUACACAACCAUACCAAUGAACACUAAUGUGUCUUGUAUACAAAACCAUGACAAGAAUACAAGUGAUCAAGACAAGUCACCUACUUGUUUCAAUCCACCACAAACCAGCAAAACGAACAUUUGUUUUAUUGAGGCACCAAAUGAUCAAGUUGUGGACACCACAGACUCACCCCAUGUAUAUCCUUUACAGUACUAUUUAGCUGUAACAGAUAUUGACACAUACGAACACAAGAUUAGCUUUUGA
This is a messenger RNA of Naegleria lovaniensis, 1218 nucleotides long. RefSeq lists its product as uncharacterized. NCBI's taxonomy places the organism in Eukaryota, Heterolobosea, Eutetramitea, Acrasida, Naegleriidae. Gene Ontology annotation, cellular component: nucleus. Gene Ontology annotation, molecular function: 3'-tRNA processing endoribonuclease activity. The record is from RefSeq and is a predicted model, not a curated record. The coding region runs from base 1 to 1218 and encodes 405 amino acids. The transcript has a single exon.